Microbotryum saponariae is the source of this 2063-nucleotide messenger RNA. NCBI's taxonomy places the organism in Eukaryota, Fungi, Basidiomycota, Microbotryomycetes, Microbotryales, Microbotryaceae. The record is from the annotation of a GenBank genome assembly.
AUGGCCUCGUUGUCGUCGUCGUAAGUCCCAGCUUGGGUCGACGAUCCCCUGAACAUCCCGCUCGCAGUACAUAGUGAACACGCUCUCCUGAACGGAUGCCAUCUCCUGAGACCGAGCCCACCCCGGCGUGCGGUCAUCACUUUCGCACCGCACCUGGCGCCCUGCGGGACCUCCGCACCUCCAAACUCGUUCUUGCUGACAUCUCUUUUGCGCCUCUGACGCGUCGUAUGCGACAAACAGGUGCCUUGCGACCGCGUCGUCUCCCGCGCAUCUGCUCAGCUCGCCAUCGCAGCUCGGGGUCGAGCCCGCUACGAGCUUCGUCACGCGUGAUGGCACUCGCUUGAUGCUCGAUGACAAGCCCUGGGUCGCCGUAGGACCCAACAUAUACUGGCUAGGUAGGCGUCUGACCAGUACAGCUGGACACGGCGUGUCUGACUGAUCUCUCUUGGUUUGCGGCCAUCACAGGGCAGGACGAGAAUGUGCAGCCCAACCCGGCUUGGCCCUCGCAAUCACGCGUGCUCGAAGUCAUGGCCAUUGCGGCAACCAUGGGCGCGAGUGAGUCUGAUCUAUCGUCAAAAACAUAGCUCUCCAACAACCAGAGUCGCUAAAAGCCGGUGGGCCUGUUUCCAUUUGACACAGACACGAUCCGCUCAACGACGCUCGGCGUAUCGGUCGGCAACUCGCGCUCGGUCGAACCCAGUCUCGGCACCUUCAACGAAACCGCUCUCGAGACGAUCGACUUUGCCCUUUCAACUGCUCGUGCAUACGGUCUGCGACUCAUCAUACCGUUGACCGAUCAGUACGACUACUACCACGGAGGGAUCCCGACCUUUCUACGUUGGAGGAAUCUGUCGGCAACGAACCCCAAAGCCGACUUUGGCCCCUUCUACGACACGACCUCCCAAGUCUACUCGGACUUUGCGCUCUAUGUCACGACAUUGCUUUCGCAUCGGUCCAGCCUGACAAAUUUGAUCAUGGCCGAAGACCCAACCGUUCUUGCGUUCGAAACGGGCAAUGAACUCGGCGGAUGGGGUGGCAGCAACUACCCGCCUCCUUCCAAGUGGACGACGUCGAUUGCCAAGCUCAUCAAAUCUCUGGCACCCGAUACUCUCGUCGCUGAUGGGUCUUACGGCGUUCACAAGGCCGGCUUGAACAUAGCCGAGAUCGACAUCGUUUCCGAUCACGCCUAUCCUCCUUACUCGUACAACGUGCGCAAAGCGGCAAACUUGGCCCACUCGAGUGGCAAAGUGUUCCUCCUCGGAGAGUUUGACUGGACGAACCGAUACUACUUUCCUCUCACGUACCUUGCUGUACUCAUUCCGGCGGUACUGGCCGCGCUUGUCUUCCUGCUGCCCGCUCGAUGGUGGCCAUGGCAAGCCAGUCUCGGCUGCUUUUGCUGCCGCGGUCGAAGACGUCGGAAAAGGCAAGCCAAGGCAUCCUAUUUCGAGGUCAUGCACAGCGACUCGGUGCGACUCUCCUCCGCCUCUGUGCCACUCGUUGAGGAACCCGACCCCAAGUACGCGUUCCCCCCACCAUCCACACCACUCGGAGCUUCAUCCAGAGCUUUGCCAUCCCUCGACGGGCGCCGGUCGUUCCUGGACCGGACUUUGCCCAUUCGUCGUUGGCAUUUUUCAUUGUUGAUCCUCCUACUCGCCGCACCCUUGGGAGCCCUCAUUCACACCUUCUUGCCGACGCCGCUCUCGUCGUUCCUUCCGGCCGUCGAAGGCCUCGCUUUGGACGGCAAGCUGUCCGGGUCCUUUUACUGGUCUCUCUUCGGCAAGGACUCGACAUGCUGUCAAUACGUGCCCCACGGCGACGGAUAUACGCUCCACUACCCUUCCGAUCCUGGUGUGGUAGAUGGAAGCGGAAAGAACGUCGUCGAGUUGACCAAGCACGCCUACAGACUGAGCAACAAUGUGACUUGGUGGGGCGCGGCAAUUUCUUCGCUCACGCUCAACGAUCUGCCCAGUGUACAAUGCCCGCAGAACGCUUCGGCGACAAUGGGGACGACGGAUUUGAAGAAUAGGAAGCCCUGGGAGAGGGCGAACGUCACCGAACUGUAG